AUGGGAGCUGGUGACGCUAGUGGCCAUGGUUCAAGGGAUCAUGCUGCUGCCAGCGCACAUGGUGACACUGAGGGGAAUCGAGUUACUGCGACUGAUGAAGUUGGUGCUGCACUUGCCAAUGGAAGCUUGUUUGAAAAGAGUGCAGCCGAGGCUGUUCAAAGGACGGCCACUAAUGCAACGUGUGCCGCUCGUGUCACCCACUCCACGCCUGUCGUUUGUGCUGCUAAUGCAGUGGCUGCUUCUGGUGCUGUUGCUGCUGCUGUGAGAUGUGGAAAGGGCGAUGCGGGAGGUGGGGCGGUGGGUUGUGAGGGAGGGACGGAAGCGGAGAGGUCGGGCGGUGCACACGCACAGGAGAGAGGUGAUGUGAGGGAGGGGGAUGGAGAGGUGGAGGGGGGUGUGUUGAGAAGUGUGAGAAUACAGAAGUCUGGGGCAGUUGAUGCAGGCUGUGAGGUGCAUAGGAGACGAGAGGGAGGUUGGGAGGGGUCUGGGAAGGCAGUUGAGCACAUGGUGAGGGAACAUGGUGGGUGUAUGAAGCAAGAGGAGGGAGUGGGAGAGGCGGAGGGGGGACGAGAGGGAGGUGGGGAGGGGUCUGGGAAGGUAGAUGAACAUGUAGUGAGAGAACUUGGUGGUUGUAUGAGGCGAGAGGAGGGAGUGGGAGAGGCGGGUAGAGGAGAGGAACGGAGGUGGGUGGAGCGUGUGGAGGGGGAGGAUGAGGGUAAUGAGGAUAUGAAGGAAGAGGGGGAGGAAGAAGAGGAAGGGGAGGAGAGAGGAGAUGAGGAAGGAGAGGAGCAGUGGGGAGCGCAAGGGGAGGAGCAAGGGGAGGAGGGAGGGGAGGAGGUGCUUUGUGGGCAAGAGGACAUGCGCCGCCUGCCCGCCGCGCUGCCCGCUUCCCGGCCCGUCCGCCGCGCUGCCCGCUCGCAGCGUCGCCCUCCCGUCGCACUGACCGCUUGCAGCGCCGCCUGCCCGUAG
Molecule: messenger RNA, 969 nt
Organism: Closterium sp. Yama58-4
Lineage: Eukaryota; Viridiplantae; Streptophyta; Zygnematophyceae; Desmidiales; Closteriaceae
Source: the annotation of a GenBank genome assembly